Molecule: messenger RNA, 42646 nt
Organism: Xyrichtys novacula (pearly razorfish)
Lineage: Eukaryota; Metazoa; Chordata; Actinopteri; Labriformes; Labridae
Source: the annotation of a GenBank genome assembly
GUCUGCUGCUAAGUGAUUGGCUCACCGUGUGUUUGUAGCUCCAGUCCUGGAGGUAUUUCCUGAUUGGUUGCUGUGAGCACUAUGGGUCACUGUGGAAGCCCAAAUACAAGCGUGGUCAUUCAGUGGCCUUGAACACUGCUUGGUUUUCAUCUUGCUUACAUGUGGAGGCUCAGAGUCAGAGACCUGCAGUGACUUGGGGUUGCUAUGGCUAUGAACUUGUUACUGCCAAGUUGUCUGCAUGUUAUACUGAUUUUUCUCCUGCUAUACGGUAAGUUUUUUGUUGUUCUUCUUGGUGCGUCUUUAGUUUCUUUAGUGAAAUCUUGAAUUGACUAAGAGUUCAGUUGGCGUCUAUGAGUGUUCAGUAUGACAGGUUGGUAUGUUUUAUCUAAAAAAGUUUUUCUUUAAUUUUUUAAAUAUUGCUUACUUUAUUUUAUGCAGUGGGUGAUUGCUUUCAGGCAGAACCAAAUCCCUGUGAUUCAAGUUGUAAUGGUGAGACUAAAGCUUUUUGAUCAUAUCUAGUUUCUUUUAUGACAGAUGUUUACCUCUCUAACAAAAUUUGCCAUAUUUGCCUAUUGUCAUUUUUAUUUUAAUAGGUUUCUCUAGCACUGACUUGUCCUUUGAGAGAGGAGUACGGUACACUUACAGAUAUAGGACCACAAUAACUACAACACUUUAUGGCUCCAGUGCUGGCAGGAAUGGACUGGCUUUGGACUGCGUGGUUGAUAUUGAUGUUGUUUCCAGGUGUCACCUAAUGAUGCAGGUCAGCUUUAAGAAAAGUGUCAGAGAAAAAUACAUGUCAAGUUUUGCAAAAUGUCCAUUAUUCAUGCACAUGCUUUUCCAAUAGAUUAGGAAUCCACAGAUAAAGCGCCUGUCUCCUCAGAAGGAACACUCAGUGCAGCGUUUGAAGAGCUUGAGGUAACAAGGCGAAGGUUUUGCACAGUUUUGGUGCAUUUUUACAAAGAAAAGUUACCAUGUUUAAGGCCUUAUUCUGUCUGUUCUUUGUCUGCAUUGUUCAAAGUGUGAGUCCAGAUCUUUUUGGAAUGCUAAAACUGUUUUUCUAUGUGUGUGAUACUCAGUUCAAACGUCCCACUUGUCUGUUUCUGGGUCCCAGGGGAAUUCAUCUGCUGUUUUUAUUUCCCAGGGAUUCACUAGAGAGAACGCGCCUCAAGUUCUCCCUCCAGGGGGGAAAGGUCACGGCCCUCUGUCUCCAGGAGGGGGAGCAGGUGUGGGCCCUCAACAUUAAGAGGGCUCUAUUGAGCAUGCUCCAGACCUCCCGCACCGCCUCCAAACAGGAAUUAGAAAAGGAGGUGAGGGUUGAUGAGCUUUCUGUUGCUCUGUGUAAAACAGGCCCCAUGCAGGAGCCUCAAGUCUUUUGAAAAUAAAGCAAAUACAACAAUUACAUAUUCUAGUCCGACAAAUACCACCUCUAUUCCUGCUACAUAGCAAUAACCAUAGUUAUUGUAAACAAGCCAUGAUUAAGUGCGUUCACAGGGUGAUCAUAAGACUUUUCUCUAAUGACUCUUUCUCAGACCGAUGUUUAUGGGACAUGCACCAGCAGGUAUGAGAGGCGAGGACCUGUACUGCUGAAGAGCAGGGAUUUGAAACAGUGCCACCAGUCCAGACUGGCAAACUUCUGGCCUCAUUCAAAACCAGUAACGGAAGAUACAGUGAGUUUUUCUGUCCUUUGCAGAUAUGAUGGCUGUGAUAAAGGCUGCUUUGAAGUUUAUUACUUACUUCAGUCUGUUUUUAUUCUUUAGGCCCAAUAAAUGAUUUUAGUAAUAAAUGGUUCUCUUUGAAAUUCAUCAGUGUGUUGCAUAUGAAACAGCAGGAAGACAAAAAACCCAGGAUGUCAUAUAAACAUAGUGAUUUACUUUUGAAACCCUGAUCAUGGUCCUGGUUUUGCCUGUUUAUCGGAAAGGAUUCAAUGAUAUAGAGCUCUAUAGAGGGGUUACAAGUCAAAUUGUUGUAAAAUUCUUCUUCAAAGUUAGCAGUGCAGGGAAUGUGGAUUUUUUUAUAUCAAUUAAAAAACCUGCUGUAGUAUAAAGGAAAGGUUAUCACAGAGAUAAAUCUGUAAAAUAGAAUAUUGGAUUUAAUGAAAAAAGAGAUAGUUGAGUCAUGUUGGUCACGGUCUUUAUAUAUUUUUUUAAAGCUUGUAGCACAUUUGUCAUUUUUCACUAGUCAUUGCAGUCCGAGCUGCACUGUGUUCAGAAGUUUGGCUCCAGAGUGAUGGAGGAGGUAAACUGCACUGAAGUUGUGUCUGUGGCAACAUGGUCCAGAAAUCAGGGACCGGUGAAGACACAAACUACGUCCACUCUGCUCCUGCUCAGGGCCCAGCCAGGGACCCCUUUAAAUGCAGGUAAGGAGUAGCACCAACACAUCUGUGGUUAAGUAAUGUUUUGCUGAUACAGGUGCUAAAAUCUGCACUGAUAAUUGUUAAUGCAGAUACCUUAGAUCACGGAGUGCUUACUGGCCUGCAGUUUGAAGAUGAAGGAGCUUCAGGGAAAAGUAGAGCAUCAACACCCCAGCAAGCUGGUCAGACGGUCAGGAUGUUAUGCAGUCUCACCUCAGACACACAACAGGUAAGUCACAACAGGAUCCAGAUUUAAAAUGCAUUAAUUUGCCAAAAUAAAUAAAAAAGAAGAAAACGCAGAUUCAUGUAUCUUAGCAGUAAAAUAUGCCCUGUAAUAUAAAUCGCUUUGAAGUAGCUGAGCCCUGCCAGACACUCUGUUGGCUUAUUUGUGUUUCUAAUUUGUAGCUUAACUCACUCUGAGGUUCUGCUCUAUAUGAGCCAGGCAUUUUAAGUUUUUCCCUACACAGGAGAGCAGUUAAACUUCAUCUGGCAACCUCCAUCAAAGUCUGUUUACAUGGGAGGUGUUCGAAAGAGGCAAUCACAGAGAAAGCCAGACACACUCUGACGUUAAAUCACUGUGUGGGGGAUCAGGUGAUUGAUGGAGUCGAAGUGUAUUCACAGUUAUACUGAUGGUUACUAUUUUUAAAAAGAGACAAAUAAUUUAAAAUGAUGUUAAUAUGACUUCUUAUGUGUUUGGAUUUUAUGCCCACAGGUAUCACAAGAGUUCCUUCAACUGGCUUUCCAGCUAAGAGAUCUGACUCUUUCUCAACUCCAGACACUUUGGCAAGAAGCCUCUUUCAAGUGCCGCAAUGACUGGUCAGUAUUUUCCUUGUGUUUAGUAACAUGAUGAUAAUAAUUUUACUAAUUAAUCUGUUUCAUUUUCUUCAGUUCUUGAUUUCAUUGGGGUUGUUUAUGAUGCACAUUGUCACUCUUAGCAUUGGGAUGAAUCAACUAGCAUAAAACAUAAUAAACAUCCAGCCAAGCAAAGGUCUAUUCUGUUUCAAACUGACCCAAAGAAAGAGAGCAGAGGUAACUUUAAAGAAAUACAUCAGUAAUUUAUUAUGUUUGGUUCCAUUUAAAUAUCUUUCAGCUGAAUAAAGUUUGCAGUCUAACCUAGCAUACAAGUGGAAAACAGCUAAUCUGGAUUUUACAGCGCCCUAUAGCACCCUAUAAAACUAGUCAGUGUGGUUUGCAUGACCUCUUUAUGUAGGCUAUAAAACAGAAAAGAUAGCCUACAACAUUUGUCCUCUACAAUUAGCUAACUGGCUUAGUUAAUUAGCUAGUUUUAGUUUUAAGUGUUGACAAGCAUGCUUUGCCAGACAAGCCGUUUCCCUCUCUCCAAUUCUUUGUGUUAAGCUAACACAGCUGCAGGCAGUAGCUUCAUAGUCACACAUGUGAGCUGUCUUAAUCUUACUGUGUUACUCUCAGCAAGGAAGUGAAUCUACAAAAAUACCCUCCUGAAACCUUCAUUUUCCAGGUUCAAACUUCUGCUAAAAUGAAACUUUUAGGUGAAGUGAACAACAGUCUCAUACUCUGUACUUAAAUAGAGUCAGUAUUUAGGGUUUUCUUAUUUCUUAGCUUUUGUGUUAUGUAAUAUGAUGUUAUGUGAUAGUACUAAACUGUUCUCAUGCAAAGAGAGGUUAAUGUUGUUGAAUAACUCUUUGGACAGGCAGCCUUUGUUGGACGCAUUACCAGCUUGUGGAUCUGAAAACUGUAUCUUACUACUAACCAACCUCAUGAUGACCAAAGAGCUGGAGGAGGAGCAGGCUCAUGCUUUUCUCACCACCAUAGUCCUCAUCCCUAAUCCAUCACCACAAAUCAUCAACUCCAUCAACGUAGGAUCCUUGGGGUGACAUUAAUGAUGACCCAAAUCUCUCUCAUCUAAGAUAUUUCCUGGUUUUGCUCCUGAGAUGUUUAAAAAAGAUUCACUGCAUGUAUCCAUACAAAUAUAUGCUCUUAUUAUUUGCUGAGGAUCCAGAUGUUCAGCACAUACUAAAUCUCUGCUUUCUGUGUCAGGUCUUACUGCAGGUGCCAGAGCUGAGGUCCAAGGCGCUGUUAUCUGGAUCAGCUCUGGUCUAUCAGUUGUGCCAAAAGUCUCAAACCCCCUGCAGUGAACUUUUAGAGGUUCAGACCUUCGUACAAACACUGGAGGAGACAUUAAAAGAGGGCUGUGAAGGAGAACAACUCACUCAUGAUAAGGUGCUUCCAAACAGACACUUACAUCCACUGUACUCCAUAUUGUGCUCCUACUAGACCUAAUGAUUUGAUGUAAUUAUUCUAAGCAUGGAUCAAACACAAAAAAUGUAUGCGUAACAUUUUUUCAUGCAUUUUGUCCAACAGGUUUUUUAUGCAUUGAAAUCAGUGGGAAACGUUGGUCUUUCUGCUCCGGUCUUCAUUCCUUUGAUGAACUGCAUCAUGCAAAGCCACUCUGCUGCACUGGAGCUGAGACUUGCUGCCAUCCAGGCCUUCAGACGCUUUUCUUGCUCAGCUGAUGUGAGUCGAGUUAUAGUUGAGACAGUAAUAUAUGAAAAAUGGAGAAAACUCUAAAUAGCAUACAGCAAAAAAAAAGAAAAAGGAAAUUCAAACAAACACUGUUUCAGUGUGAGCAAAUGUUGACUUUGACAAAACAUCACUUAAAAGUAAAUAAAAGUCUUCAAAGAAGAUGCUUGCUUUCACAAUGAGAUGUUAAUUGGUUCAUGAUGAGUGGAGGUGACGGUGAGGAGAUGAGUGACAGUGGAGCUUCAGUGACUGACAGCAGUUUCCUUCCUUCAGAGAUCGGUGCUGUUGCAGCUGUACUGCUCCUCCCGGGAGGAUUCAGAGGUUAGAAUCGCUGCAUACCAGCAGCUCAUGCGCUGCCCUGAUCAGGCCGUGUUUGAAGCAGUGAAGACGACCCUGAGGAAUGAGAACUCCAGCCAAGGUUUGACCACACCUUCUGUUGGUUUGUUGAAGUAACUCUUAUAAAAGUGUCAGCCAAAGAAUGAAAUGUUUGAUGGUUGAAAACAGUGAUUAACUUUGUGAGUUUUGUGUUGUUGAAGGAUAUAUUUAGUGAUCAGGAGAAAUUGUAUAAUUUUAGGCAACAUUCAACAGAUGUUCUCUAUUUCUGAAUAUUGGGGAAGGAGGCUACAUUCACUUCUGACUUUUCCUUUUACAUUGUGCAAAGUAAACAAUUUAUUUUCUAAAUAUAGACAUUUCAUUUCUACCAUGUUUCUCCUCAGUGAUUGUAAAAGUGUGAAUGAAAUGGCUGACUGACACUGCAAUUUUGUUUCAAAAAAAUUAAUUCACAGAGUCAAAAUGAUUUGUAAACUGUAAACUGCAUCAUCAUGGUAAAUUUAAGCAACGUAGAUAUUAGUGAUAGAGUAAAAGCUGCUUGAGAAGCAAAGUUGCCGCCCACACAGAGCACAGUUUGAUGUGGCGUCCUCCAGAGCUAUAUCCUCGGGCUUCUUUUCUUCUGUAUUGAUUUUAGUUAUUUAUCAAAUGUGUCCAGGAAGAUGGCCAAAUAGUUUUCUCUUUGAUUUGCAAAUAUUAUGGAGUCAAUGUAACUCUUUAGAGGCAAGAAAAUAGUUCUUUGUGUAACAGAGCUGAAUUUAGUUAUACAACACAUCUUUUUCUGUUGACAAAAGUGAAUCAACUUUUUCUCCUCUUCUGUAGUGGGUUCAUAUGUGUGGAGUCAUCUCACUAAUGUCCUGAGGAGUGAGGACCCCAUGAAACAGGCUCUGAUCGAGUCCCUGCCUGAUGACAUUGUCAGCAGAGACUUUGAGGCUGAGUUUAUUAAAUACUCCUCCUACUCUGACUACACUGUUUCAUCAGGUAAUGAUCACUUUACUUGAACUUUAAGCAAAAAUGUCUAUUAAAGUCGUUUAAAUUUCCUACCAAAGAAACUAUUUCACUUAACAAAAUAGGAUGAGUUCUCUGAUGAGCACCGAUUUUUCCUCCUUCUUUAUGUGUUUCAGACAUGGGAACUACAAACAUGGAAACAUCUCUGAUUUUCUCCCCAAAAUCAUUUCUGCCGAGAUCUGCCUCUGCAAACUUGACCGUAUAUUUCCAGGGUAGAGCUCAAAACCUUCUGGAGGUGACUUUAUUUGAAUUUUUACAAUUUCAAGUACUUUUUUAAUAAUUUGAAAUUCAUUCAUCUAGUAAAUACUGCAUAAAAUUAUAGACACAUAAUAAAUAGUAAAAUGAUGAAAACAACCAUAAAACUGUGUUAAAUCCAUGUAUUAUGUCUCCUCAUGAAGGUGGACCUUCACGUUGAAAACGCUGAACCACUGUUGAAGAAAAUGUUUGGCCCCCAGAUGCCUCCUUCUGCUGGAGCGUCAGCGGUUCAAAGCCAAAAACAGUCCAAAGAAGCGAUGAGGACAAGAACAGAUCAAGUCCGCGGAGCAGACAGAGAAACCUGUUCAUCCAGCACCAGCGGUUAUCUGGACCAGGCCAGGGCCAUGGUGAGGUCAUUGUUUGAGGAUGGUCUUACUGACUGGGCUGAGGUCUGAUGGGGGUUUAGUUAAGGCAGCAGGUUGAACAUACAAGCUUAGCCAUACUUACUAUUGUCCGACAGAUGGGGAUUAGUUUGAAUUACAUUUUGGGUUUUAACCUCUUGGUCAGUACUGUCAUGUACGUACUAUCCACUGUAAGCAGCAGUGACUUAGUUAGUUCAGGUACAUACUGUAUGUGAUUCAGUGUACUUUUCAAUAAAAAGGGUCCAGAAUUUGGUGGUUAGGAACAAAUUUAAAACAAUGGCCACAACAUUUUCCAAAAGCCAAAACCAACAGUUCCUAAAUAGCUUUUCAAAAACCAAAGAACUGAAGGAGAUAAAAGUUUGAAACUCUGAAAUUUUUAAAUCUGAGUCUUCAAAUUAUGCCACUCAAGACAUAAGACAGUUAAAGAUCAAUUAUCUGUUGAUCAACUUGAUCAAAUUGAGUAUUUACUUACUGAACCAACCUCAACUGCCGGUAGCCUGACUUUGAUUUUGAUGGAUUAGGCAAUAUUAGAUGAUCUGUCUGUUGUACCUUAAAUUUUUAAAUCAAAUCAGUAAUUGUAAACAUCUCAAUAUGUUUACACCACUAUGAAAAAGCAAAAAAACCUGCCAAGAAAACACACGGAAAAUGGUUCAAUACCUGAUUGAGUUUGAAAAGGUUUAGAUACUAUCUCCAUCACGUUUUGCUGUCUUUGUUGCAGCUGUUUGACAGGAGGAGAACAGAAGAGAGUGGACUAAAGUGUUGGCUUGGUGUGAAGGUGUUUGGAAAUGAGCUGAGUGUAUUUACAUGUCAAGAUCUCUACAAUCAAAUGAACCAGCUCUCCCUGAGUGCAGCAGGACUAGCUGUCAAACUGCUCAAGGUAUGCUGGACUUAGACUGUCCACUUAAUCUCUUACUUUGUCUGACUGCCACAUUAUUAAUCACUCGUCUUUCAUUUUCAUCACACUGUCUUUCCCUCGAGUCCUGCAGGGUCAGGAGGUCCAGUUGAACCACAGAGCCGUGCUGGUGACAGAGGAGCUGAUUUUACCAUCUCUGUCCGGUCUGCCUGUCAAACUGGGCAUCAACAUGACCUCUCUUCUGUCACUGCGUCUGAAAGGCAACAUCAACUACAGAGAUAUGUCACACUUCUCCCUGACUGGAUACAUUAAACCCAAGUACUUAAACAUCACCAUGUGUCUCAGACAUUAUGCAUGGAGCUAAAAUAGAGUGUAACUGCUGUCUCUGUUUCUCCAGUGCCCAUGUUGGGCUGUCAGUAAGGAUGGGGGUGGACGGGGCUCUGGGUCAGGCUGCAGUGGACUGGCUUUCAGAGCUGAAGAGCUCCACCAGUUUGGAUGGCAGUGUUCAGCUUCAGGAGGGGCGAGAUCUCAGAGUCACACUCAACACACCCGAGGAUGUCAUGGACAUCAUCUCAGUCAGGUUAGUGUGGACAGUCACUGCAUGAUAAAUGCCUUUUGUAUCAUAUUUGAUACAUACUUUUAUGAUACUUUUAUCAAAUCAAUAUGAUCAACAAAUUAUUUGAAAAACACCUGAGUAGAGUCCGAUAAAUGAUAAAAAUGUUCUCUUGUGGUUUAUCAGUUUCCAUAAACAUCUAAUGUAUCAAAUAAGAUAAAUAAAUAUAUUCGUUAAAUUUAAAGGGCAUUUUUGUCUUUUUUUUUGGUUUUCAGUAGUAAGUGAAAUAAACAUUUCAGCUAGAAAAAAAUUUGAAUUUUCUGGCCAUAAUUUGUGGUUUCAGGCAUUAAAGGGUUAAGGGGUUGUUGCAUGUUUUAGCCUUUUUACUGUGGGUCAUGUAAGCUUAUUGACAACAGUUGUAAAAAUAAAUAGUCUUUUAACCCCACUACUAAUAGAUAACAUAUUGAAUAGCCUGAUCAGGUGACUGAAUAGGCUGUGCAAGGGGCUGGACACAGCUGGUCAGGAUGCUCUCAGUGAGGAAAGGUGCACAUGAUCAAUCGGGGGCUCUCACUCUCUUCAGUCUGCAGAGGAAGUUGAGGCGCUGCUGGGCUUUCUCCACCAGUGAUGUGCAGUUUGCUGUCAAGGACAGGUCCUCCCUGAUGUGCACUCCCAGAAAUUUGGUGCUGCUUACUCUCAUUGAUGAUCAGAUGGGGGGUGUUCAGUGUGACCUCUUCUAAAGUCCAGAACAAUCUCCUUUGUCUUGUCCACAUUUAAAAGAAGAUUGUUGUCGCUGCACCACAUGGUCAGUUGGCUGACCUCCUUCCUGUAGUUUGUUUCAUCGUUGUCUGAGAUGAGACCCACCACAGGCGUAUCAAACUUCAUGAUGUGGUUGGUGCUGAAUGUUGGUGUGUAGUCGUGGGUCUCAGCAGGGUGAAGAGCAGGGGUUGAGCACGUUUCCCUGUGGGGCUCUUUUGCUCAGUGUGAUGGUGCUCGCAGUGUUAUUGCCUCUCCAGAAACCAGUUGCCCAGUGAGGCGUUGAGUCCUAGCUGGUCCAGUUUGAUAAUGAGCUGUCAUGGGAUGAUAGUGUUAAAUGUUGAACUAAAAUCUAUGAACAACAUUUGUAUCUAUGAGUUCUUAGUGCCCGUGGGGGUUAGACCAGGGUGGAGAGCAUCACAGAUUGCAUCCUUGGUCGACUGGUUGGCUUGGUAUGCAAACUGAAAUGAGUCCAGGGUGGAGGGGAGGAUGGAUUUAUAUGAGACAUGACUAGUUGUUCAAAGCACUUCAUGAUGAUGAGGGUGAGUGCAACAAUGAAAGAGGCCGGAGUGGACUUGGUUGGCACGAGUAUGAUAGAGGUGGUUUUGAAGCAUGCUGGAGCAACAGUCUGGCUUAGGGAAGUGUUAAAGGGGUCUGUGAAUGGUGUUGAUGGUUGAGAAUGUCCUUUUCACAGGAGUUUUUAACUGGUUAAGAAACAGUCUAAAACUGACACUGAGACCUAUUUAUGAUCCUCAGAAGCAGAUGAGACCUUCAGGAACAAGAAUAAUCAUUUCUUUGUUGUAAUUUUUUUAAUGCCUGAAAACGCUGCGAGGGGGUAGGUUCAAACCAGAUGAUUGGCAGUGGGCUGAAGAAAAGGUCUUUGUGAUAUAUUUCACUGUAAAAAGACAACAGCGUGACUUUUUUCUCUGAAAACACUAUUUUCAUAUGACAGGACAAGAGAUAAGAGGGAUCACUUUGUCCACAGAGGGCGCCAGAAUCAGUCCAAACCAAAAGUUCCUUGUAGUUCUACCCAGGGCUUUUCCAGUUUACCCAAAUUAUGAUAGAUUUAAAGCUAUUAUUGUAAGAAUGACACAUAUCCAUAAAAGUAUUCAAGUCCUUAAUUUAUCCAUUUAAGGCCAAAGUUUUGAAUUGUACAUUAAAACAUUGAUGUCGUAUAAUCUAAAACAUCAAACACUGACAACAAGUGCAUUAUGUUAACAUCACUAUAAUGUCCAUGUAGAUUCUCAUUCAUCCAGGUCAUGGUUAUCUUGAAGACUUAAAAACAGGCAACUGGACUGUGUCACUAUAAUGUUUUUCUCCACUAAUUUUCAGUUUUCUUCAUUUUGUUCUCAUUGAUGACCAACAUUUUUAUCAUGUUUCUGUUCUUACUAAUAGUUUAGUAUGUUGUGUGUUAUGCUUGUGUUCAUCAGCUCCAGAGUAUUUCAGCUCAGCGGAGACCUUAGAGAAGAGAUCAAGGGGCCAAAGAGUCGAGCUCUGAAGAGCACCUGCACACCGAAGACAUGUAAAGUGCUUGCUUGAACCCUAACAUUAGAAAAUCUUUUUAAAUUCUUCUCUUGCUGAUUUAAAAAUGCUGAAAAAAAUAAAACUUUGUCAGUAUUCUUCAAAACGGUGAUGUGUCUAAUUAUUUAUCUGCAUUCUCACAGGGUCCAAGAUGGUUGGUUGGCAGCUGUGCUCCAAUGCUUCCUAUCCAUUACCUGCUGCAGGUGUUUCUCUUCCCCCGCCAGGACCGGUUCAUGUCUCACUCAGGUUACUUAAACUGGACAGAGGACUGCAUUACUAUUUGCUGGAGGCUGCCUACUCACUGCUGCCUCAGGUUCGAAUAAUCUCCAAGUUUUAUUUUUACAGUGAUGCUCUCUUUCAGCAUGUGAGAUGUGCAUAACCAUAAAGUGGUACAAAUGACUUUAUAUGUGUGUGUGAGAUCUCCUUAUCUAAUGUCCAAAAGUGUGCACAUUGUCUGUUUCAGGAGGCCUCUUGGUUCCCCAGAGAGGCCUCACUCCAUCUCCUCUUGGCCACACCUCAGUCCACCAUCCCCAGGGACAUGUCUCUGGACCUGACCUUUAACCCUCGCAGAUUGCUGCUGAGACUUACCCAUCCUCUGAAAACUGUCCUCAUACAAGGUUGGUCAAGACUCUAAAAAAAGAGAACAAUCAAUGUUUGACAGGGUUUGAUGUUAAAAAUAUAUUGUGUUUUCAGGUCAACUUGAAAAAGAGAGAAAAACAACAUCAGGAAAGCUGGAGCUGUUGAUCGAUGGUGUCCAUUAUUAUAUCAUGGUAAAGGUAUUUACAGUAAAAAUGUCUUUAUCUCAAGGUUUCUCAGUAAUAAAAAGGUUUAUCUGUGGUCAUCCUCAGGGUUUGGUCGAUACUCAGAGCCUUCUUACUGAGCAGAGAACUCACUAUCACCUUGAAGCCAAAAUGGCCGCUAGUGGACAUCCUGUGAUCUUCUCUGCUAACGUCACUCGUGGGCUCGGCAGGAAAACUAGUUUCUCUGCGACCGUGAAGAAUGUGUUUAAAGAAACUGCAUCACUGUCAGGUAUUUGUCAGAUGCAGCUCAUUAGUGAGCAGUUAUUAUCUACAAAAUCAGUUAUUCAUGUCAAUGUUCAUCAUCAGUGGCACUGGAGCGUAGGCGAGACAGCAGCAGCAGGCAGCACUCUGUGGAGGCCGAGCUGCUUUUACCAGGAGUGGUGGGCACCAGGAUGCUUGGACUGAUGGAGCAGAAAGGCUCACUGUGGAGCUCUGCGCUCAGGCUCAAGUACGGACUGGGAGGUGUGUGACUGAAAAGACUACAGUAUGAAGUUAAGAAAAAAAGAAGUUGUUUGUGUUUCGGAUUUUAUAAAAUUUUUUACCUGGUUUGUAGAGAGAUGUUAGCAGCACUAAAGGUUCAGCUCCAAGAAAUCUCACUAAAGAGAAAGUUUUCCUAGACCGGUCCACAACAAAGAUUAUCCUCUGCCAUUUUGUCCUGUGUUGUUAUCUCUAAUUAAAGUACUGCGAUUGGGUCAGUGCGCCUGACACAGAGGGAAAAUUGCUUAAAUAACAGCGGUUUCAGAUCCACCUGCCAGCUAAGUUAAACAUGAGCAGACUUAUGGCUCUGGAAACAUCAGGCAAAUAAUCUCCCAUCUCCAGGGAGAAGCAUGUAAUUCACUUUUAAACCCCUAUCAUCACCUUGUGCUGACUCUUGUCCUCAUGUACAGGUGAUGCUCGGCACCUGCGUCAGGACUGCUACACAUCUCAGAGAUUGAGGAGUGAGAGGGACUCAAACCUGACUUACAUUAUGAGAGCAGAUCAUGAAUUUUACUGCUCCAACACCGCACCCAUCAACCACAAGGUGACAGGAGACAGUACGACUACAAAUGUUGUUAACCCCCUUAAGUUACUUGGAAUUAAGUUUAUACUUGCUGUAUUCCGUUUUGAAUAUAUAAGGGAUGCAUUCGUGUUCACUUACAGCUUUUAGGGUAUUCAGUCACAUUUGAGUGGAACAAAUAAAUUCACAUUUCUAUCCUUAAAGUUUUGUGGUUUCAUUUUCUGUGCCUCCACAGGUCAACUUUAGACACGAGGAUAGUCCCAGCCACAUAAAAUCUGUACUGGACAUCAGCUAUGGCAAACACUGGGACGAAAUCAACAACAAGCGCACUCUUCUCCUGAGCCAGUCCUUCAAAAAUCAGUCCUCACCAAAUCACACCAGCUACACACUGGAGGUAAACUAAACUGUGUGUGUGUGACAGUCUGUCCCCUUUCAGCAUUUGGUAAUGUCAAAUCUCGACUUCGAUCUCAAAUUACAAUUUUUGAUCCCAAAAUUGCUACCUUAUCGACAGAAUUUCGAUUUUUUAAUUUUAAAAUUUCGACCUGAAUCUCCUUCCUGUAAUUAUUUUUUUCCCCUUCAUUUGGUCCUGAUCCUCUUUCGUACUCCUGUCAUUUUAUUAGCUUGAAGUAGAUUUUUGUUCUCAGCCAUCACACAUAAAUUUCUCAGUGUGAGAUCCUCUUUGUUUGAACCUUUUACUGGUGUAAAUAAAAGGUUGCUUUUGUUAUUCCAGUUCAAUCUCCAGGUGCCAGAAAAGAAUUUAAUCUACAGGACUCAGCUCCUGCACUCUCACCUGAGGCAGCGGGGGGCUGAGAGCAGCACUCACCUUAAGGUCAACUACAACAACCUGAUGCCGCUGGUGGCUGGACUGCACUGGAAAAGCCCUCCAAAAGACACUGUGCAGAAAAAAUGGGAAGGUAUGUUGAGCCUUUGUACCAAACUUGUUAGGUUUGUAAAAGGAUAUUAAUUUAAAGAUGAAGUUUUAUUUUAAUCUACACCAACUGUCUUUAUGCUGUCCAGGCACUUUUAACAUGGACACACCGUGGCUGUACAUCUACACUUCACACAAACUGAGCCAACAACAGCACCACACACUGCAGCUCACAUCAGAGCUGACAACCAGCAAGUGGCUGACUGUCCGUAACCUCCAGCUGGAAGGUUUUUACAGGAACAGAGGCCGAGAGAAGGAGACCCGCCUUCAGCUCUACAUACCAGCGCUCACCUACAUCCAGGUAAAGAGAGAAGAUGCUGCUCUAUUCAGGUACCUGCAGUAUCAGGUUUUAUUGGUUUGAUUUCAUAAUGGUAAUCUCAGUUUUAUGCAUUUGUGGUUCAGUUUUGACUCAGAAUAAAAAAUGAAAUGUUAAAAAAAAAAUUGAUCAUUAUUGACAUUUGAAGAAAGAGGGUGUCUUCAGAAAGUAGAUGCUUUGUGCAAUUUUUUUUAACCUAUUCAAAAACCAAUAAAUUAUUUAACUUUGGUUAAGUCAGUUUCUUAUUUUUUUCAAAAUCAAACCUUGAACUUACCUGUCAUGUAAAUGCAAUUGUUCAGUAAACUGGUAAAAGUUGACUAAUAUAAGAUACAUAGUAUGAAACAGACAUGGUGUGGGUUGAGUAGUCUGCCAUGUCUGUUUAUUUUAUCCAUCAUGUCUUACAUUUUGUAUAACUUCAAAUACCAUUAAGAAGAAUUUUCACCUAUCUGUGUGAUAUUUUUUACAUGCCCAUCUCAUGCUCUCUUCAAACUCCUCAACCCACACAGGUAGAAGGUUGGGGUGUGGUGGGAAAGCAGAGUAUAAGGGUGUCCUGCUCCUGUAGCUCCUUGUGGACUCCUCUCAUAAGAGGAGAUAUCUCUCUGGAGGCUUCGAAACUCAGCCACUCCCUACAGAUGACCUCCACUUUCGGCAAGAACAACGCCAGCCUCACAGCCGUCCUGAACACAGCAGAUAAGGUGGGUGGAAACACUUGUGUCUAUGAAAUUUACCAUAAUCAUCCUGCAGCGAUUGUCCUCAGAUGUCAUGUUCAGAGUGGGAGACCUCUGCUGUCACGAUGUGGAUCAAUGUGACCCAGGUUACAUAAUGUAUGAAUGACAGAACAGAUAACAGUGGUAACAAAAUGACAAAUGUACAAACAACAAUCAGAGAAAAUUCAAAGGGAAAUCAGGCCAUUUGAUUCAAAAACACAUUUCUCAACCUUUUCACUUUGUUUAUUAAUUAUUUGUUUAACUCCAGCAGCAGUUAGCAGGACUGAUCGUAACUUUAGAGAAAUUUCCUUUUUAAUUUUGUAAAAGUACCUGCUGUGUUGUCUAACAGGUGGGUGGAUGAUAACUGUUGCUGUUAUCUGGCCUCAACUAAUAAUUUUGAAUCUUACAGGAUGACCAGACUUCCUUCAGAUUUUCCUGCUCAUUGUUGCUGACCAACUAUUAAUGAUUGGCAAUGUCUCUAGAGUUUGAUCUUUUGUAAUUCCUUGAAUUAACACUACAUACUUUUUUUUAAGAAGCUAAAAAAGAGGCAGGCGCAUCUGAAGAUGACUUUCUCGAAGCCGAAAAGUCCUCCUUCAGAUCUGGAGUUUGAAGGUGUGGUGGAAGAGCUGAGGAAGGACAAGAGGAUUUAUCAGAAAAAAGCAAUGCUUCACCUCAGGUCUGUGCUUCAAUCUACACCAGUCUGACACUGUCUUUUAUUGUUAUUAUUAUUAUUAUUAUUAUUAUUAUUAUUAUUAUUAUUAUUAUUAUUAUUACAAAAAUCAAUGACACCAGAGUACAGCUGGCUAUAACAGCUUCUUGGUAUCGCACAGACAGCCCCUCCAGAUCCUUCCUCAGACUCUACUCCUGCAGGAGACUUUCACUGUAGACCUUCUCAAAGGCCUUUACAUCAUGGAGUCAAAAGCUGGAUUCCAUGGCAACAGAGAGGUCAUCCACACCCUGACCCUUGGCUACCGACCACCAAAGCCUUUUGUAAGUUAGGAGCAAGAUAAUUUAUGGACUCAGCAUGUACAACUUACAAAGAGAGUGCGGGAGCGUCUGAUAUCUGUACUCUGGUUCAUCUUGCCCCUCUCUUUUGUUCAGGUGUGUUCAGCACUUGUUCAUCCUUUCAACACGGACAUUAUCCCCUCAGACUCAGAAAUAUGUGUGGCUGUGUCCAACAAUCAGGUAAACCAAUGCUUUGAAAAUUAAUCUGUUGGUCUUAAGUACAGUAUAUAUCAGCGGAAGUGUUCCCUAACUUAAAAAAUACCUGUUGAUUCUGAUUAUACUGAUGAUACUAAAAUCUGCUCUCCAGACCCAUAAGGACAUUCGAGGAAGAUUACGGGUCGGCAGCAAAGAGAAACUGACUUUAUUCGGUCAAGUCCAGUUGAACCCUUUGCACUCAAGUCACCACAUGAUUCAAGUCAGAGCCAACUACACCCAUCAGCUCCAGGUAAACAAACUCCUCUCUGAAUUGGAUACCAUUUUAUUCAUCAAAACUUCCCCAAUUGCAUCAGUUUUUUCUCACUUUGUGAGACGUGCAGACAUGUGUGAGUUGUUGUGAUUUCAGUCAGGAUGUGUUCAUGUAUCCAUCUCCAACGGUGUCAAUCAUAGUUUACUGUGGAAAAGGACAAACUUGUGACCGGUUCACUGUUGUUGCUGUUACAGCUGCAGAUCCCCUCCUCUGCUAUAGUAGAAGGGAAUAUACUUUGGGACCCCAAAAGCAACACAGACUUUAAUUAUCAGGCUGGAGGGAAACUGAGGAUUGAGCGACAGGAAUGCAGAGUGAGUAAAACAACUCACUUGUUCAAUCAGCAGUGUUUAAAUAAAGUUUAAUGUUUAUUUUUUGGUCAUUUUAGCUUUCGGUGCAGCUCAAUGGAACAUCAGGAAGAGUUGAUCUUCAUUCAUCGCUGAGGCAUCCAUUCAAAUCAAAAAUUCCCAAGACAUUAGAGGUGGGUUUGCAAACUACAAAUUCAGUGGUCAAGUCUUUCAACAAGUUGAGUUACUGGAAAAUGUUGGCAAUAAUGAGGUUUCUUGACUUCAAACUAAAUAACCAUUUUGCUGUGAUCCUAAGGUGAAAGCAGUUGCAGAUAUUGCCUCAGUAGCCGGAAGAGGACACAGCUCAGUUAAAGUGAAAGCCGAUGGGAAGGACAGGGUCAAACUGGAGGCCCUGAUGUCCCACUCUCUCCUUGGUGGAGACAGAGCCAUGGAAAUGAAGUUGAACCUAUCCCAGAGUGUGCUGCUUUCUGCCACAGACCUGCAAGUAAACAUGGCAGCCAACAUGUCCUCGGACAGGUAUGGACCUCCACCAUCUCAGAGGUGUCGGUGCAGCCACAUAUACUUAUCAGAUGUACAGUGACGAUGACCUCUUGUCUUGCAGCGUGUCUUUCCUCGGCUCUUAUUCACAGGGGCAUGAGGCUCUAAUGGCCCUUGUCAAAGGGUCUUUAAAAAACACACAGGGUCUCCAGUUGGCUGUGUCAGGGGACCUCAGGAACUCAAUUACCAGCCUUCAACUUUUGCCUCCUGUCCUGGGGCUGGAUGGGGUGCUGGGACAGUCUGACACCCUCACUGAAGGUAGCGGUCAUAUGAAAUGUUUCAUAGUUGCACAAUUCUGACAUACUGAAUGAAUUUGGAGAAAUAUCCUGAGCACUUGGCAUCAUUGUUUAUCUUGUCGCAGGACAGCUGAGAGUUCGAGUGAUGGAGGACUUGUACAGCAUUGAGCUAAAACAUCAGGAAGAUACUGAAGAUCCUCGGGAUAAAGGAGUAAUAACAGGAAAUAAGCCGUAUGUGUCUCGUGAUUGGCUGUGUAUUUGGUUUGGAGCUGAGCAUUUGUGUUUGAAUGUGAGCCGCCAACUUGGAGAUCACGGGACGGGUGAGAUCUACACAAGACUAUCUCACUCUUCCCACCUGCUCAGUGCCACAGGUAAUCUUGACUUUACACAUGAAUCACUUUACAUGUCGGACAUUAUGGUGUCUCAAGGUCUCUCUUUGUUGUUGUCUACUGGAUACAGGUGUACCUGCUAACAGCAGUGCCAAGGGGCAAUGGGUCAAUGCUGAAGGUCGACUAUCAGUCCUGGCAGAGCUGCAGGCCGGACUCGAACAUCUCAGAGCUGAGUAUGAAGGAGGCCAGAAGGACAGUGUUGUCCCACGAUGGGAGUACUUUUCCAGGCUGCAGCAUCAAGUCAAAACCCUGCUAGAAAGAGGCCUACCAAGCUCCAUGCAGGCCAAAGCACAUUACCAGGUGUAGGACCGUCAUCUAUUUUUAUCUUUAAAAAGUUAGUAUGUUAUUUAAAACUCAUUUGGAUUAAAUGUGUACUGUUGUACCAUUCCUGCAAUAAUGUAAUGAUGUUUUUUCUCUCCACUGUUAGUUCGAGGCAGACAGACUGGACACAGGCUUGAUACUUCACAUGGAAGACAAGAGAGCAGCAGAUGUCUUUUUUAAUGUUGGAGCCAAAAGUAAUACAGUUUUACUGGAAGUGUCCCUGUGGCAACAGAUACGGCAGCUCCAGGGGUUAAUACCGAAGUCUCUACAGGUAAAUAUGCAGUUUCUAUUUAGACUCCGAAAUCAUUGAGAGAAAAUUUGAUGUUAUCUACACAUUUUUAUCUACACAAAAUUUGGUCUGUGUCUGAAAGUACUAUUAUACAUCUCAAAAAAUCAACAUCAGUACUUCUUGACUGUAGGAGCGAAACUUUGGCUGCUCCUUUAUUAUUUAAACCCACACAUUUACCAUUGUAUUUAGGUCUAUAUUUAUUUUUUAUUUAUUUAUUUAUUUUAUUUUAUUUUAGAUUUUUUUUUCAAACAUGUGCGUGCAACACAAGACAGUACACCGAAAACGCACAAACAAACAAAACUAAUGGGAAUAUUGAAAACAACAAUAACAAUAAUUAAAGCAAAAAAUAAAAAAAUAAAAAAACUAAUAAUAAUAAUAAUGUGAAUCCAACAUGUCCAAAAAGGAGUGGGAUGACACAUUAUGCUUAUUUAAACCUACCCCUUCUCCACCACUCAAUUAACAGUCAGUCUCUCCAACAUAUUUACAUCAUAUUUACAAAUAAUAGAAAAUAAAUAGAGUAAAUAAACAAGAACACAAAUAAUUUAUGAAAACACCUGAUGUCAAAUUUUUAUAUACAUAUAUCAAAAUUUAAACGUUAAUUUCCAAUAAUUAUGCAAAGUUAAGCAAACUGGCUGCUUCCAUAUUAACUCGGCAGAAUGAGGUUUAUUUAUGUCAUAAAAAACAGCAGGCAUAUUUCUUCAGUUAUGUUCAAAUAGAUGUAAUUACCCUUUUUUCAUGGCCAACAGAAAACUAAUAUGAUCAUAAAUGUUUAACAGAGCUUUAAAGAGUAAAACAGAAAAACUGCACCCAUGUCUAGCACAUGUUGUUUCACUGUGUCAGAUUGGACUGGCUCCUUUGUGUCUUGGUUUCUUUAUGUUGCUGGUCAAAAGUUCAGUAAUUCCUCUAAAAUUCUUCCAUGUCCUCCCUCAGCGUCUUCUUAUGAAAAUAAAUAAUACUAACGGAGGGUUUUGUUUUCACAGAUGAACUGCACAGGGGACGCCACUGCAGACCGACUCUCGGCUCAGUGCUAUGGAAAUGUGGCUGGUGGCCCUGUGGAGGUACGAGUCUUUCGCUCCUAUAGGCCGCACAGCAGGCUCUGCUAUGGUCUGUGGCUCACUCUCUUUAGCCUCGGCGCUCAAGCUAAAGGCUGUCACGCACCCAAUGGCCUGAAAGAGCUCCGAGUCAGCCUCACUCAUUCUUCUGCUCUGCUGAUAAACCUGGGCCUGUCCACAAACUCUAGUCUCAAGCUUCUGCUCCGUCCUGGGCCUCAGAGGUGGGCUCUGGGGAUGGGGGUGGCUGUUGGCUCUCAGAAAAUAGACCUUAACCUAGGACUGAGGUUGGAGAAGCCUGGGCUGUAUGGUUGGCAUGGGCUGCUUGAGUUUGGGACUAGCAGUGUUUCUCACAAAGCAGAGGUGAUUGGUCGGAUGAGGUUGGAAAGUUGGUGUCACAUCUGGUCAGAUGUUAGUGUAGCUCUGGACUCAAUCACUUCUAGUCUGUUGGUGUCUUUCAGAUGUAAAGGGUCUGGGAAGCUAGUGUGGGUCCAGGUGAGGAGAGAUGAAGGGGAUGUGUCACACAAAACUUCUUUGAAAAUACUCGGACAAACAGUGAAAGAUGCAUUUAAAGGUUCUUUGGAUUUAGAAAAUGAGGACCAGUCUGUUCAGAGCCUUUUGUCUAUACUGCUGAAAGACCAAAGAGCUGAAGUUGACUGGACUCUUCAGCAUCACUGGGCCUCUCUUGCCGCCUUUGUCCCGAACAGAGUAGACCUCGAGGGGGCUGGUCAGCUUAGUAAUGACUCUCUCUAUGGAAGUGCUCUAGUCUCUGUCAAAACCCGCUCCGCUGAGUUCAACAUGACUGCUGCCUGGGAGCCGUCCAACACUUUGAGGGUCAAGAUUCAUCAAAACAUGUCCACUGCUGCUUUACCAGGGGAGCUCACUGUUAGCGUGACGGCGACAGAUCAUCGAACGGGACUCGAAGUGGAAAGUGAUGUGUGCUCUGUGCUUCUGUUGGGAAAUGGACACAGAGGAGAAAAAACCAGGAGGACCAGCUGGAGUUUGUUUGUCCAUCAGAGAUGUGUCUUACUGAAGGUUAGAGAGGAAACAAGACAAACCAUCAGGAAACUUGUUUCCCAACAGAAGGAAAGCAAAAGAAACAUCUUCAAUUUUCAGAUGAUUCUUGUCUUUCCAUAUCAGUCUCUGUUGCAUGAUCCCACCAGUGCAGUAUGAAAAAGUAUGAGUAAGACCAUAGCUAAAGUUAACCUUGGCCUCACCAUUAAUUUAAGCCACUCAAAUAAACAAAAGUUCAAGUUAGCAUUCACAAAGCCUCAAAUAAAAAGUUGGGACAGUCGUUUUGUUUUGUUUUUUAGUACCAGGUCAACAGGCUAGUUUUUCUCUCUUCAAUACUCCCCUCUUUGUCCAAAAACUUCAGGGCCUUGGUGAAGAUGCAGCAAACUGAUUAAUAAUUAAACUUUAAUCAAUCAAAUAAUAUCAUGAAGUUCUAAUUUAACACAUAUGAAACUUAAUUCUAGUGAAUAGAUUAAACAGAAUAGGGAUAUAGUCUGUUGGCAUGUUAGCAACAAUAGUUGAAGCUCCUAGAAAUACUGUAAGCUUCAAUGAAAUCCUUUAUAACCUGGUAGUCCAAUUUUACAGCAUAAAACUCUACAAGCAGUUUUUUAAAGCUUAUAAUUUUUUUAUGAUUAUGUAAAGCAAAUUACUUUAACUUAAUUGAAUUUCCCUUCAGGGGUCAAUAAAGUUCUUCUAAUUUUAAUUAUACAGCAAACGAGCAGACAUUUGCUAUUCAACUCUGCAAGAUGUAUCUUUGCACUGUCCAAAUUCAAAAUAGAGUACAUUAUUAAAACACUAUUUUACUGUCAUGUUGUGCAUAAUGGAAACUGCAAAGAUAUAAUGCAGGGAAUUUGAGUUUAAUAAUCAUCUCAGUGGUGGUCUUAUUUGUGUAUCUUAAAGGGAUAUUCCAGCGUAAAAUUAAUUUAGGGUCAAACACACCGUAAUACCGAGUUAGACAUCCCCUCAAGAGAUGAAUAUUGUCGACUGCUUGCUUCUCUAGUUAGACUAACUUUAGUAACGACCGCACAAUAGCAAUACACCACAGUCUAUGGCUCCAUGCGCAAACCUCAACCAAAACGCCACUCUAUAGCCACAAAUAAUGCUCAGAACAGCACCUAACUUCAUCAACAGUACACAAAAGUCCCAGCCAUACCACUAGCCACCAAACAUCUUUUUAGCUUUGCCUAAUUUCUUUAGCAAAGAGACUAAACACAACUCACCCACUCUCCUCCAGCAGCCGCUUGUUUGUAGGGGAGCCCUGACGAGUCGAUCACUGAGUGCAGCGGGGUGACGCAGCUCAAGGAAGAACAUUUAUGACCAUUUCUUCAUGGAAAUGCUAUCAGACCGAGACGCUAAGGCAGAAGAACUACUGCGUCUGCAGUGCAAAAAAGAUUAUUAUGAUGAUUAUUACUUCAAGAAAAUGAUAAAGAAAUGAUCACACUUAAGUUGGUAUAACUAUAGAAGCAAGCAGUCGACAACAUUUAUCUCUCGAGGCGGUGUCUAACUCUGUGUUACGGCGUGUUUGACCCUCACUUAAUUUUACGAUGGAAUCUCCCUUUAAGAUAUUUGUGAUUGCAAAGCUACCUGUCGCACUGUACACAGACGCAUCGUCAUGUUAACAUACUAUACUACUAUAAUGUAUUAUAAUAAAUAAUUAUACAUACUAUAAUGUAUAAUGCAUGCACAGUGUUUAGAGGUCAUGAAGAUUUUCAAUUUUGUAAUCAUUUGUUUUCCAUUUUUUCUUUGUAGAGUCUUCUGCCAUCACAAACCUCAGCCAACAUCUCCAUCAGUCGUUCUGGUUGUUCCACAAAUCUCAGCACCAUUUUCCAGGCUGAGGGUGAACAGGAGGGCAGCCUUAGUUUGAAUCUAUCUUGUCACCCACACCUCAGUCUGAAAUCAUCUGUGCAGCACUCAAUAGAACCGAUACAGCUGCUAGGAUUACCCACCCAUGGAGGGUUAACUUUGAGUGUUUCAUCAGCACAUCUGCCUGGUCUGGAGGUUUUACUGGAGUUAGGAGAUUGUUAUUUCAGAGGUAAUUUUGGGGAAACAAGGACUUCACAAACAGAAGAGGAGUGGUCUUCUUACACUUUUAAUGUGACCAACUACUGUCCAGCUCUACAGGUAGGAAUGUCUAUAAAUUCAGUCUGAUGUUGCUUGUGGAAAGCUGAAUAAACUUGAAUGUUGAAGUUUUAAAUAUUACUCUUACCACUCACUGUGACAGCACCCAGUCAUGUCUUUCAUCCCAGUUUGAAGAACUGGACUUUUAUGAAUGAUUCAUCCCUGUCUUUGUCAGCGCAGCCGUCUAAGGAAACAGCUGCCAAUUUAUUAUAAGUAUAAGCGAAGGAUCAUCUGUCAUGAAAGCAUAACAACACAGAAGAUUAUUUUCAUUUAAUUUAAUUUUUUUUUCAAUGCAGGGACUGGAAAGGUGCAGGAUGAAGCGGAUUUAUAAUCCCUGCACCUUGCUUAAAACAAGUAUCCACUUACAUCAGCUGUAACAACCCCAUAGAUGAAUCAAAUAAAAUAAAGAAAAGUGAUCAUAUAAAUAACCUUAAGAAAAGUUAUAUACAAAACAAGAAAAUAUAUAUAUAUAAAUAAAACAAAAAAACAUAAACAAAACCCUUUCAUCAUAACAUGCUUUUGUAUAGCUUCCAUAUUCUUCACUUAAACCUCAUCGUAAACAGAAAAAUGUUUCUGCAUUCUUUUUCCUCUGCUGUCAAAGAAUUCCAGAUUUUUACACCAACAGCAGAAAUACACAUUAGUUUUACAUUUGUUCUUACUAUUUGCUGUUUAAAAUGUAAUUUUCUUCUAUGAUUAUCUUCUUUUGAAACUGAAACUAAUAACCUCUGCAGAUUUGCAGGCAACAGUCCUCUUCUUGCUCUAAAUAUGAGAUGAUCUGAGCGAACUCAUGACCUUAUUCCUUGACCUGAGGACAGCCCUCACAACCUUUUGACUUUUAAAAUGUUAAAUUAUGUAAGUUAGUAGUUGGUCACACAUUCAUGUACUGUAUUUACAUUUACAAAAGUCCCCCUGAUAAGCAAGUCAAGGGUUUAUUUAUUAACUCUAAAACACUUCAUGUUGAGUUUAUUUUGAUUUAACCCUCCAUGUAAAGUGUCAGUGUUAGUAAAUGUGCCAUUAGUUGAAACCCUUUUAUUCCAAAUCCUGCAGAGUUUUUAAAAAAGUUUGUAAUUCAUCCAUGUUUGUCUCUGUUGCAGGGAACAAUCCUCCCUGUGUCAUCGUCUCUUCAGAGCGUCCUGUUAGUCUCUCCCUGCCGGCUCUCUCUGACCUCCUCUCUACAGGCAGACGACCAGGACCUCUCCCUGCAGCUGAGUCAGCUCUGCAGGCCUCCUCGUCUCUCUGGGACCCUCACACACUCGUUCCUCACACUAAGGAGCCACGGUUUUCCCCACAUAAUCAGUAUAGAGGCCUCUGCUCCUGGGGGCCUUGAACAGAGAGGGGCCCUGUUUAUUAAAGCUGGGACAUGUUAUAUCAGGGCCCACAGAGUCAUGGAGACUAAAGGCAGGGAGCAGUGGCUCUGGGCUCUGGAGUCAGCAUGUCCACUGAUACAGGUACUGUUGAUCUCUGUGGCUGAUUGCUAAAGCUAGCUAGAAGUCAUAUUGAAUUGUGUCAGCUCAUAUUUCUAUUCCAAUGAUAGUUUGAGGUUUUGAAGACAUGUUUAUACUUCUACAACAGACCCCAAACACAUACAGGUGAAUUCAGAAGCCAUAUAUUUUAUAAGCUAUGUCAUAUUUUAAAAUCCAAAUAAAAGAAAUCCGUAUAAGGUGAGCAUUUCUGAGCUUUAGCGUGAUUUUGACCAAACAGAAACUAUCAAAGGGCAAAAAACUUUUAGUGUUGAUAAACUGUAUUUUAGUUAAGUGCUAAGGUUGUUAGAGCCUUUGUUGUUAUUUGAUUUCCUCACUGCAUUUGAUUUUUUUCCACAUUUUUUAAACCAAUCUUUAAUUAACAAUAUUAAAUACAUUGUUUUAUUCUUUUAUACAGUAUCAAACAGUUGAAUAUGUCAUGAAACAGCAUUGUAGAAUUGAGACUACCUGAUUUAUCUGUGUGGAUUAACCCUUAGUUUGAUCUGAUUUACUAUGUUAAUGAUGUAGUUCAGUAAACAUACACAUAUACUCUACCCUCACCUCCUCUUGGCUUAGGGAACCUCAUUAACAAAAUGAAAAAAUCUGAUCCUUUAAGAAUCAUCUGAUCCUCUGAAAGUGUUUGCCGAUGUUUGUGUUUGUUUGUUUAUUCCACUCCUAUAUAUAGUAACAGCAUCUGUGUGCAUCUCUAUCCAUGCUAGACUCAUCUGAAUGGCUCAGUUUGGCAGGACCCUCAGGGGAUCUGGACCAUCACUGCAGACACUAAUAUAGAGGGCAAAAGAGGUUUCCUGAGGCUGCAUGCAAGGACAAAUCCAGACUUCAGUGUGGAAGGUGAGCUCAGACACAACCACCCUUCUCUCGGUGAUGUCCCUCAGCUCUCCAGGUUGAGAGUGAACUAUAAGGCAGGGAAACAACGAUAUGACAGCGAAGCCUUCAUUCAGAUGGACGGGUGUACUGUUGGAGUCAACGGAGGUGUAAUGUCACAGGGCAGCCUGCAGGGGGUGUUGGUGUAUCACAACAACUGCACAGUGAUUCAGGUACAGAACACAAAACUGACAGUGAUUUAUCAGCCAUCACAUCUAUGAUCAUUUCCAUUUUCUGAUUUUCAUUGUGUUUACAGGAGUGGGGAAGUCCUGGCAGGGUGCGGUCUUCAGUCUUGUUGGUUGUCAACCCGACUGUCGCUGAAUCUCAGCUCACCUUGGCAUUAGAUGACAAAGAACUAAAUGUAUCUGUGGUGCAAAAGAACAACAAGGUGAGGAAAUACAGUGACAUUUUUAAAAAAUUACAAAAUGAUUUAAAACUAAAACUACACAAAUAUACAUAUGAAUUCAAACUUCACUUCAAAUAGAUUUAGCCCCAGUUGAACUGUUCUCACAGAUUUGGACUGUAGUUCAUGUAUUAUAUCAUGUAUUUCCCUUUAGGCUAAAAAUGAAGUGUUGAUGAGUCUAAACCACUCUGUGCCCCUGCUGAAGAGACUGGGACUUCCUGUUAGUGCUGCAGUAAUAAUGAGCUCUGGGUUUGGUGGAGAUGGCUCUUAUUCUUACCUCGUACACAGCAGAGCAGGACAUCAGAAGGUAGGAGGCAGCAGGAGUGCUCUACAAUAAAUUCUGCCAUUUUGAUGUUUGAUGACAUGUUUUCCUCAGAGGCUAUGAUGUUGUAGGGCAUCAAAUGAAAUGCAGCAAGAAAAGGAGGCGGGCCUGCCCACUUACUCAAUGACUGAAAUAAGCUUUUCAGCUCCAUAGUUUGUAUAAAGUGAUAGGCUGGCACCACAGGUCUUUUCCAUUUUGUUCUUAUCCUUUUGUGGAACUUUUGUAGACCACUCUGUUUUUCCAGACUGUUGAAUGUUUGCUCUCUUAUCCUCCAGAGUUCAUGUCUUUGCUUUGCCCAGAACAUAUCUCUUUUUAUCAUUAAGUAUUUAUCUUUACUCGAGAUAUAAUUGGAGUUAAGGUUAGGUCAGAGACCGGUAAGGUAACGGAGACAACUUCGCACCAUUCAGACUCCCAGUAACGUGAGUCUGGUCCUUCCCAAGGUUUCUGCCUGUUAAAAGGAAGUUUUUUUCCUGCCACUGUCACUCAUGUUAGAUGAGAUGGGUCAAAUCUAUCCCAUUUAAAGGUUUGGUCUUGGUAAUUCAUCAAACAAUGAUGGUCAGACAUGCUCUUUUUUUGGAAAGCAUCUUGGGAUCAUGGCCGUUGUGCGAUUGGUGCUAUAUAAAUAAAAUUUGAUUUUAUAUGAUUAAUGAAUUAAAAAACAUUUACCGCUCCAAUAAGAACAGAUUUUGGCAAGUAGUGCAAAGCUUUAUGACCAGUCUCUUCCUGAUGCCUUCAUCUGCACAUGUGUAAAAACAUUUUCAGACAAAAAUUGCAAAAAAAAAAAAAAAAUCAUUUUUAUCUUCUAAAUGUUUAAUGUUUCACAAUCACCUAUGUUAUGGCAGGGAUGAUGGGUAUAAAAAAAUAACUAUACAUCUAACCAGUGUUAUUUUUGAUGGUCUUACUUGCUCCCAGUCACACUCAAAACCAACUGAACAUUGCGAACAAAUGCUUUAAGUAAAGGAAAAUGUUUGAUUUUGUAGUCCUGAUUCAGACCUUAACUUGUUAGAUAUAAAAGCUCUCUCUUCAAGUUCCCGCUUUGAAAUAAUCAGAGUGAUAUUCUGCUGUUUUAAUGGAAAUCGGAUGGUGAGUUCUAACAUGAGUGGGCACAUAAACAGCUCUCUGAAUGCUUUACAGGUGACUCAAGAGAUGACGGUAAUCAAGACAUCAGAGACAGUCAGAGUCAAGAGUAAUUUUAGACACACUGUGAACUAUCUGAAGAAACUGGGCGUCCCUGCUAACAACAGCAUCCUGGUAAGAAACAGUCCAAGUUCUCACAGUUUAUUGGCUCAGUCUCAUUAAUGACGGUGGAAAUGCUUUGAGAGGCUAAAUGUUACGACUUUGUUUGCAGAUCGAGUUUGGCUCUUCUGAAGGGAAAACCUUCACCGUACAGUCGCAGUUCAGAGGUCAGCAGGCAGGAAUCAGAGUGAAGUUGAAAAGUCUCCCAGUGACGAAGGAGAUAAGUGGGACCAUGUGGUACACCUGGGUGUGGCUGAAGGACAAAGGACUUCCCCUGAAUACAGAGAUAACAGUAUACUUAUCACAUUUUUAUUUUGUAUUGUUUUGUUCGAGCCACAUUUAGGAUAAACCUCCUUAUCACCUCUUAUUUUCUUCACCAAGGGUCUGUGCUCAAUCCAGGGGGUUUCUUCUGGUCUUCAGUCCCGGGCUCAGCUCUCCGUGGAUGGACACAAGCUUUUUCUCUCUGGUCUGAAUGUCAGUUUGUCUGAUGGGCAUCUAUCCCUGCUGCUGUCCUCCUCUCAGCCAUCUUCUAAUCAAACAGAGACUCGGCACAGUCUGGGCAUGUCUCUGACUGCUCAGUUCAAAGGUCAGCUAAUUUUGACGUCUAUGUUAGUGUACGUGUGCUUUGUUUUUCUUACAAUACUCUUUCCUGGAAUUUGGGAUGUCGAAAUAAUUUUCUUGGCUCCUUUGUUCUUUCAUAAAAUUUAUCCAAGGCUGUUGUUCAUGAAAACUAAUGCAACAUGUGCCUCUUGAUUUAUGUCUCCCUUUGCCUUAAACCCUGCCAUUAGAGUGCAGUAUUAAAGACUGACCAGCAGGUGUCACUAUUAAUCGAAGUAGAAUAAUUUUGGGCAGUCAGUUCCAAGUCUGCAGAAAGUGAAACUAGUGGAGAUUUGUAAAUUUCAGAAGGGUACAUUUUUCCCCUCUAGAAGAUAUCUCCUGAUUGGUCUGAGGAGCUGAUUUAAGUUUUCAGUCAAACUCUCUGUUGGUUCAAAAAGGGAAGGACAAAGAAGAUAGAGUAUACUGAAAAGUAAAGAGUGAGAUACAAAGGAAACAUUGAGGGUUUAAAAGGGGUCUCAAGCUAUCAUUAUAUGCUUGUGUGUAUACAUAUUUGUUCAUGUUUGACUUUUACUGUCAUCAGAGGGGAAGUAGGGGCCAAUUUAGAGGAAAUUAUGUGGGAUACUUUUUUUAAAUCAUAAAUGGAGAAUGACUCUGUUGCAAAUCAAAAAGAGCUGAUCUAAAUUAUGAGAAGUUAGAUCGUACAAACAGGCCAGGACUGGUUUUGCUAAUUUGAAUUUGAUAUAUAAAAAUGUCAAAGAAAGUGAUUAAAAUCUGAAAAACAAAAGUACUAUCUGAAGUUUAACAAUGCCAAAGAAGUCUAAAAAUAAUGGAGCAGUAUGAGCAGUUAAGAUCGUUAAUCAUCAUUUUAAAGUCUUUUCCUCAUUGAAAACUUGAAUUAAACAAUUUUUUAUGUACAUGCCAUUCUUUUAUUCCCACAAAUAUAUAACAGGAAAAUAAUCACAGGAACAAAGAGUCAUCUUUGUAAAAGGAAAGGACAAUUUAUUAUGUAGAAUGACUUUAACUUUUAAAUCCACUGCUACAUUCCUCUGUGCAGGGCCUCUACGAAGCGCCUCUCUAGACAUCUACAGACAUGACUGGAGGGUCGUAGUUGUGGGGGAUAUAGGAGGCUGGGGGGCUCAUGGAGGGUCCAGAGAAGCCAGAGUCACACUGAGACACAUCCUGCAUGGAGAAUCCAGCCCCUCCUUACAGGUUAGGAUAACAUACUUUCAAUAUUUCCAUACAUUUGCCCUCCAAGCUGACAGUGUCUGUGACUGUGACCACAGGUGGAGGCCUGGGGCAGACUAACCGAGUCACAGCUGAGGUGCUCUGUGGCUGUGAACCCAGAACGCAGCUCCUCAUUAGCACUCAUCAUUCAAGGCCACCGUCUGUCUCACAGGUACUGUAAACACACACGUAGAGAAACUGAAUCAGUUCUCCUAUCUGGUGUCAUUUCAAUGAUGGAGGUUCUUUUGUCCAGUAAGGACCUGAUGGUGAAGAUGGUCCAAAGUUUUCCCAUGAUGCUGGUUUACCUGCCGUCUCAGCUCAAUGUGCGCUCUCAGGUGAGCUCUCAUUACCCCACAGACACUUAAAUCAAAAUCAUGAAAGUCCUGCACUUGGAUUCUGAAAAAGUGAUUUCUCCUAUACAUCCUUCCAGUUUGUUAUUUUUAAAACCCACAUGUCCUUGUGUUUCUUUUGUAUAACAGUCACUUUUUCUGAGACGUUUUGACAUUCCUGUAAAAGACUCCAGGGUCUAUUCUUUUGAUGUAUUGACUCAACAUCUUUGCAUCAGAUGUGGUCUGCGCCUCUAUAACCUUUCUGUAAACAUUUUUAUCAGCCAUAAAAAACUAUUUCACGGCUGGAUAUGUUUCCCAUCACAUGCUGCCAUCUGUUAUCUGUCUUUGCAGCUGAACCAGUCUGAAUCCAGUGUUGCAAGUUUGGUGGAGGUGUUGUCAGGCAGGAGGAGGUUGUGGACUCUGGCUGAACUGACAGCCAUAGAGAGUGGAUACAGACAGAGUAUAGAGCUUAAACACUCGUACCCACAGGUACCCCUGAGAUGAAUAAUUAUUCUCUCUUCAUAAACACCAACGCUAAUUCACAUCCAGCUCUUGAAUUUUUCAGUUAUCACUUCUUUCUCUGUAGUUAAAGCCAAUCCCCAGAGCCAUCGCAGUGAGGACUGUGUACGAGGCAAGGAACUGGACCUAUCAGGUUCAGCAUGGAGCCGUUUGGGGGAACCAGGAGUUCAGCCUGUCUGGUCUCUACUCUGCUCCCCCUGCUCUGGAGCUGGGGAACCAGACGCUUAAAGGUAAACCCAUUUUAAUCAAGUUGUUUGGGUUUUUACGUUGAUUUGGUAGAUUUGUUGUAGUUUAGUGUUUUUGGUCAUUCUGUUGUUUAAGUUGUUUUGUGUUAAAGGAAUCAUAUCAAUAAAGUUAUUUUGGUCAUUCUGUAUGCAUUUUUACAUCAGGUUUUGGGCCUCCUCUGGUUUCUGAUGUUAUUGUCUCUUGUCCCUGACUGUAGUUCAGAUCAGCUGCGUUCCCCGUUGGACCAGUUUGGAGUUGAUACUGGAGCGCUCAUUACACAGCCAACUGGACAGUGUUGUACUGGGCUGGACUAGACAUGGGCGACUAGAGCAGGUCCGACUCUAUAAAGCAAAACAAGGAAAAAAAAUAUCACAUUAGUAUUACGAUGUAAUCCCAGAGGUUUUUUACAACAGCACUGAGCAAAGGAGCUGUCUACAAAUGAUAUUUAAAAAUCACAUUUUCAAAAUGUGAGAUGAAUCAGGGAUUAUUUUUGUUUUAUCUAGAAAUGAAAGUUCAAGUUGUGGCUAAAAUCCCAGCAAAGAGCAUGAACCUGAUCUGUAUGUAAGAGUCCCUUGUUCCCUCUGCUCUGGCUUCAACACACAACAGAGAUAAAUAAAUCAGAUCAUUUCAUCAUAGACACAAAUACUCCAGUACAUCUGGUUAUUAAGUAGGAUCUACACAGUUUUGAGUUGGCUGCGUAUAUGCUUAACAUAUAUGCUGUCAAUGAAGACAAAAUGAUUGUUGUAGUAUUUUUAUCUGGUUUGGGUUUCUGCACAGCUCUCUGCGGUCACACACUGUUGAUUUUUCAUCAGGUUGGAGUUGUGAGCUGGUGGAGUCGCUCAGAGGAAAUCAACGAGACCAAACUGGAGCUGAAACAGCCGUUCUCCUCUACACUCGGCGAGAUGAGCCUUCACAGUCUGACCCAUUCGUCACACAAGGAUCAACACAGCAGUCACACUGUAAGCUCAGCUGACCCACUUUUACCAGUUCAAAAGAAGUCUCAGCCCCAAAACAAAAUGUAGUCACUCUUGUUAUCAUGUGAUUUGAAACAUCAACUAAAACUCUUAAACUAAAAUAUCAAAAACACCUUCUUUUGUAAAGUCUAUAAUUCUACAUACUUGAAUUUGUGAUAUAACUGCAAAAACAAAUAAUUUCUCUGUCCUUAGAUAUUUUAUACACCUGAUUCAUAUAUUUAGUCAGAGCCAUAUCUGCUGAGAAUUAUAUAAUUUUUUCUUUAUUUACAACAUUUGAUCGUUCAUGUAGACCCACCUGGCAUGGAACAGCACUGUCCCAGUCAACAUCUCCAUCAACCUGAACAAACAGUGGCAGAAUAACUCCAGCAGGGGGCAGUCUUGUGCUCAGUUCACAGCCCAACAGGUUGGUAGAACCUGCUCAAACUCCUUGUUUGUGAUUGUGUUCUAUAGGGAACCCCACUGAGUUGGAUAUAUGUGUAUGUUUUGUGCGUAGAUGCUGGUGUCGUUAGUUAAAGGGUGUGUGUCGGUGGGUCAGGACGGGAACUCACUUUCUCAAAACGCAGAGUUAAGAUGGGACAACAGGAGCAUCAAGCAGGGAAUGAAGUAUCAGGUACUGACUUAACACUCUCCUGUGAUGUGUUAACAGAUGGUUUGUAUUUCGGGAAUAAAAAUCAGUUCGUGUUUUUGUAUGUCAUGUCUAGAAGGGUCUGCGAGGUAUGCACAGCCUCCAGGUUAAUGUUGGCUUGGAUAAAGUGUCUCCUGAACCCUGUCCUUCACACACAGUCCUUACUAAGGUCCAGACGAACAUGAGGGAUCAUUUGGAGCACAUGGUGCUGCUUGGCCUCUGUCCCCCCCAGCCUGUGAGUCCUCGCAGCUGCAUUUCUUCCCCUCAGGCUGUUAUUAAUGGAUUUUCUUUCACAUUUGUGGUUGUAAAUGAGUUAUGGUCUGUCAGUGUGUGGUUAUGCUGCACUAUAUUAAUUUCCUUGAACAUACAGUGAUGGAUACCAGCUGAAUAGUGAUUUUAUUUCCGGUAAUUGAUAUGUCAAUUUUGAACAUAUAUAUUACGCAGAUGUUUCUUGAUACUUUUACGACUUCUUAAUCCCAAAUUUUCAGAUCUUCAGGAUGUCUCUGGGCUGUUUUCCUGUGUCAUCAUCCGCUGUUUCUUCUUUCUUUGUGCAUGUGUCAGGUUUUGAUGUGGUCAGGAUCCCACAGAGUGAGGUCUGGAGAUGAAUUGUUUUAUUCCCAGUCACAACUGUCAGUGGUGGGGCAGCCCAACAAGUGCAGCCUUACUUUUGCUCUGACCAACUCAUCCAGACCUAAUGGCUCUAAGGUGUCCCUGUUCUCUGAGGUAAACAACUCGAACAAGCCUUCACCGUGUUUCAGUGAAGAAUCAUGACUUUAGUUUAAAAAAGCAUGCAUGUUCUGUCACAAUUACAGGCUACAUUUGUUUUACGACAUUUGAGAUCUGUAUUCAAUUUGGUUUAAAAGCACUUUUUGAACAGUGGCUGCUGCUCUGCUUUUGCUCUCUUAUCAUUUUCUCUCUGAGACCAACAGAAGUACUACCAUGAAAAAAGAGUAAAUUUUUUAGAAAGGUAAAAGGUAAAGACUCCGAGUCUAUCCUCACAUCCUAGACGGUAAAGACGAGGAUUUGAGCUUAGAGUAUACUUGUGACAGGUUAAAGAAAUACUCUCAAAUUUAAAGGGAUAUUCCAGCAUAAAAUUUAUUUAGGGUCAAACACAUCAUAACACCAAGUUAGACACCCCAUCCAGAGAUGAAUGAUGCCGACAGCUUGCUUCUCUAGUUAUACCAACUUUAGUAAUUUCUUCAUGGAAAUGUAAUCAGAUCGAGACGCUAAGGCAGAAGAACUACUGCAUCUGCAGUGCAAAAUGAUUAAUAUGGUGAUUAUUACUUCAAGGAAAUGAUAAAGAAAUGAUCAUAAAUGUUCUUCCUUGAGCUACGUCACCCUGCAGCAGUCCGUAAUGGACUGGUUUGAGGUCUCAUUAGAAACAAGCGGCUGCUGGAAGAGAGUAGGUGAGUUGUGUUUAGUGUCUUUGCUAAAGAAAUUAGGCAAAGUUAAAAAGAUGUUUGGUGGCUGGUAUGCUAUAUGUACUGUUGAUGAAGUUAGGUGCUGUUCUGAGCAUUAGUUAUGGCUAUAGAGUGGCUUUUUGGUUGAGGUUUGCGCAUGGAGCCAUAGACCGCUGUGUAUUUCUAUCUGUGGUCGUAACUAAAGUUGGUAUAACUGGAGAGGCAAGUGGUCAGCAUCAUUCAUCUCUCGACAGGGUGUCUAACUUGGUGUUAUGGUGUGUUCGACCCCAAAUUAAUUUUUCGCCUGAAUAUCCCUUUAAGAACAAUUAUGACUAAGUUGUUCUUGUGAGGAAGUAGAUGACAAGCUUGACACUGUUUUUAAGUUUGUAAGAUAAUAUUUGGCUGUAGACAAGCUAAAUAAAGGUAACUAGCCUGUGAAACUGUAUUUUAUAAAUGUGUGUUUGUGCUUGCGCGUUUGUCCUCUUCACAGUCUAGGAUUGGUAACUGGAGUGUGGAUGUCACUGGCAGUGCUCUUUCUUGGCUCGGGGGGUCUGGACUGCAGGUACAGACCAGACUAAACCGUGGGGAGAAGAUCUGGUUGAAUGGGAGUGUAGAGAGGCAAUGUCUGAGGACCACAGCGGGCUAUAUGAGCGGUAAAUGCAGAACCUCUGAAGUUUAUACAAAAGUAACACAACGUUUUAACUAGAGUUUUGAAGAGUUCGAUCUUAUCGUGUCCAGGUCCAGGCCUUGAUGAGGACGUCACAGUUGCAGCAUGUUUGGGGUCAAAUCAUAGUUUGGUGCUUGAUGUGCAGAGAAGAGACCGCAGCAGAAAAAGUGAAACUCUGGGCUGGGUGUUUGUGGGAUCGGCCAAUCAGAGGCUGAUGCUGGGAGCGCGAGGCUCUUUGGAAAGUCUAACUGCAAUGGAGGUAUCCCUAAAACUGAAGUUGUGUUUUUGUUUUAGUGCAGUAUGACAAUGAAAAACUGUGUAAUGUUAUCCAAACAGGGGAGGAUUCGACAUCUGAACUCUCAGAUACUGAAUAAACUGUUGGGGAAACUCAGGAUGUUGCAGCAUCUCCUCGUCCAAUUCAGACAACAGGUAUCUGCAAAACACAAACUCCUGAAUGUAAACAUAUGCAUGACAUGAUCAGCCCAGCAAAUGCUGUAAGGAUACACUGGUAAAUGAGCAUUUCUUGACUCAAUUAGUUCUUUUCCCUUCAGUCUCAGGAUAGUGAGCUUCUCCAGGAGCUGAGCGAGGUGCCUCUUCACAUAGUCCAGCGAGCAGAGGCGCUGCUAAAAAACAGGAUGAAAGAUUCUUUGGCUCCGUGGCAGAGCAGCGUCCUGCGGCAAAUUAUGAUCAACACUCUGCCACACUUCUUAGGCUUGUUGCAACAUGCCUCUCUACUGGGACAACAGGAGCUGAGGAGUGAGUCCAGCAUCAUCCGUCACUGCUGUGAACUGCAAGCAAUCAUGACAGAGAAAUGAUAAUUCGAAAAGCAUUUCGCCUUUUGGUUUGAAGACUUAACUUACUCUAAAGCAGCGAGAGGCUUUUACAAAAAUGUGUCCCUAAGCUUCUCCAAAGACCUUUGGAAAUGAAGGUGUAAACUGUGUUAUUGCAUUUUGGUGUCAGAUUUCACUCAAAUAAGUUUUCUUCAGGACAAUGAGAUCCAGUGACAGGGAAGUUUUUUGGAUUUACAGUAUAUAGCAAACUUUAUCUGGUUUUGUAGAUCCUAAAUUAACUUUAUGUAUUUACACUGCGUCAGAGAUCAAGAUAAGAUAGUUAAGUCAGUCACUGCCUUUUCUCAUGGACACAAAUCUAAUUUUUGACUUGUAAGACUUAUACGCUCCUCUUCUACGUCAUUAACAGAUGCACAAAAAUAUCUUUUCCAUCAUAUCUUGCUUUAUAAUUCAUCUCUGACAUAGUCAUAUGAUUUUAUAUUGCUGACGUCUGCACCUCUGGCUGUUUUGUUUCUCCAAACUCAAGUGUGACACAUGAUCUAAGAGACGUCUCUCUGCAUUCAACAUGAAAACACAAAUCCUGACACUGCGCUCUGUACCUCCUUCAGGGCCUCUGGCGACUCUUGCAGGUGUGUACCAGGAUGUGAAGGGCCAGAGACCAGAGGCAUUGUGGAGGGAAGCUGUUUCAUUGUGGACUGAGGGGUUGAUGGAGGUCUUACCUGCUCUGUUGGAGAACCCCCAGCUGAGACCACUAACUCAGGCCUGUGUGGCCACACUCAGCGCUGCUCUGGAUAUAGUGAGAAAUCGGCACAGUGGUGCUCUUUUUAUGGUUUUACUGUUUGAGCAAAGGUAGCUUGGUGAUUUCCUUUUUCACCUCCUUAGCUGCGUUUACAUGGGCACAAAUAAUCGGAAUAAAUGCCCGAACAAUGCGUCAUGUAAACAUGUCGAUCUGAAGAUUUUGAUCAAAUUCGGCUCAAUCGGAAAGAGAAUUGUAUUCCGAUCAGAAGGGGUGGUUUAUACCGAUUGUUAUUCCGAAGCGCGUCCAUGCGAACAUUGAUUCCCAUCAUGACUCUCUGUCUCUUUAGCCUUUGACUUAUUUAUUGAGGUCAGUACAGCAGGUUUCAUUAUUAACACUGUCAUAGAACACAUCCGCAGGUGCCGUGUCUGCUCCUCCAAUAACAUAACAAGGCGUUCAUACAGCGUGAUGAUGUCACAUCUGCACGCACAGUGCAACCUUUGACAGAACAGUAAAAUAAGUACGCAAGGGCGCCAUCUAGUGACAACAUUUAACAACAGGGGGGAAUGGGAUGGAGUAAGCCACUACUAUGUUUGUUGGUUUGUUGACAGCACAGGCGUAAAUACAACUCUUCUUCUGCGGUUGUUUUAGCGAAAUCAGACAACUCUGCGCAUAUCCAAAUGCUAAACUGAAGAAAGCUUGGUGCAUGUAUACGCACUUCAUGAUCGGGUUAUUUGAUUUUCCACCCAUAUAAACAGUGGAUUCAUAUUAUCUGAUCCCUCAAUUUUUAAUCGGAUCAAGAAAUUUUGCACAUGUAAACAUGACUAAUGUGUACAUGAUUGUGUUUACAUACACAUCUUACAUUAACUAAACACAAUCUGUAAUAUCAGCAUGUGUACAACACCCUCAUGCACUUUUGUAUGAUCGAUGUGAUUCAGGCAGGACAACAAACCUACCACUGGGUGGAGAACAGGUUGGCAAUGGCUCUGUCUGGAGUCAGGAAACAACUGGCGUCUGUCUACAAAUUCUCCCUGAGGUAAUGCACAUGUCUGAGAGGUACAUGAGGAGAAACUCCCAAAGCCCAUCCUUUCAUAAAAUACUACAAGAGAUCAAGAGAGGGAUGUUUUGAAGAUAAUAUCUCUGUAGGCCCAUCCAACCCAGAUGAAAAGGAGGCACACUGUAAAAACUCAGCUAAACUGCCUUUAUUUUCUGGGGGGAGGGGAUUUGACUGAUUUUUAGCUAUAUUUACAGUAAGUAACUUUAAAUCAAAUUCUAUUAGAUUGAUGCCGGCUGAUAUAUGGUCAAUUAAAUGCUCUGCCAGAUGCUAGGAAGUGACUCUCUUUAGAUAUUUUUAACUGAUUGCGCUUUAUUUCUCCAGUGAGGGCUCUGUGAUUGUGUCCAUGCCGCUGCCACCCAUCCCCUGGUCAAGGAUGGCCAAAUCUGGUCUGGUGGAGAUCCUCCUGGAACAGUGGAUCCUGCGGCCCCUGCAGACUCUUGCUUCCAUCAGACCUGUGGCUGAAUUGUACCGUCUAAAAAGGAAAAUCAUGGAUAGCCCAUUCAUAUGUAAGACUGGAGAUGGAUGUUUUCCUGCAAUUUAAGAACAGGGUCUCUGUGAUACAGGAGCGUAACCGGGUAAACCUUUUGUUUUUGUCUUAAAGAUCAAGCUUUGUUGGUGGGGGAUCAGUUUUUGGUCACAUUCGACGGUCACUUGUACGAGCUGCCAAACUCUUGUCCUCAGCUCCUCGCUCAGGAUGUUAGCAUUGAAUCCUCGUUCACGAUAAUGCUCAGUUCAGACUCCAACACUUUACUUCUAAUCAGGAUGGAUAACAACACCAUCAGCAUCCAGAGAAACGGACAGGUAUGAAUCAAUGUUAAACUCAUCUUAAUAUGAGCCAAGAAGCGAAAAGAGCAAGCAAAUAUCGUCCUCUCUUAGGUGAAAACCAACUGCUGCAGUGCUGUGACACACACAUUUCACAGUGACAAUGGAGUGUCAGUCAGAAGAGGGUCAAACGUUGUUCAGGUGACCAGUCAAAAUGGAGCUGCUGUGUCAUGUGAUCUGCGGCUUCAGGUCUGCAGCUUCACUCUUGAUGGAUGGUCCCAUGGUAGGAAACAAAAAUCUUAGUAAAACUUCAUCAGUGUUUGGACUUACAUUUUGAACGCUCAUUUGAAUUUUAAGAAAACAGUUUUUAAGUAAUCUCUGUCUCUUUGUUUACACAGGCACGUCUAUUGGUCUUCUUGGAACGAAUGAUAAUGAAGCUGGAAAUGAUUUCCCUCUGCUGGAUGGAUCUCAGGCUGAUGACAUGGACAGUUUUUUCCACAGUUGGCAGGUUAGACAGAUGCUGAGCUCUUGUGUCCGCUGGGGGCGAAUAAUCCAUCAACACUGACAGAUACAUCCAUUUAAUCAAAAUACAAUAUCAUCAAUACAAAGUGGAAAGAUUGAUUAAUACCAUCAACAACAACAGAUACAUGAUCAAUGGAUAUAUUUCCAGUGAUCCUCACAGUGUCUUUUUACCUAAUAGUUUUUUUUUCCAUCUAUAUAGACAAAUGCAUUUCCCAUUAAGAAAUGUCUGAAGGGGUUAUGCAAUAAAAGUGUCCAAUUGUGAUUUAGAUGUUUAGUGAUUAAGAAAAACAGACUGAUUGAAUUAAAUCUUUUUUUUAUCAUCCCAGUCCACUUUAGUAUAUCAGAUUAAAUUAUAGCAGACUGCCCCAAAUAGGCUAAUAGAUUCUCGUAAAUCUCAGAUUUGGAAGUAUUGAUGCUAGUUUGCUAUAUGAGUUAUAUGUAAGGAUUUGUGCAUUCAGGAAAUCCGACGUAUCGACUAUCAUUUUACUACUUCCUACCAUAAAUAACAGAGAUAACGAACAUCUGGUGGAAGACUGACUUUAGUGUAUCGAGUUAAAGGGCAACAAUCAUAACACAUUAUAAAGCAUUUUAUCAUGACUUACAAGGUCAGGUAUUAUAAUGUGUUAUAACUGUAAACAACUCACUGACAAUGCCAAUACAUAGAUAAUGCAAUACAACUGUUGUUAACAGUCAUAACACAUUAUAAUACCUGACCUUGUAAGUCAUGAUAAAAUGCUUUAUAAUGUGUUAUUAUUAUUGCUAAAAAGCAUUAUGAUCAUUUAUGAAUGUUUAUAACUAUAGUUAUACAGUGCUAUAAUGUGAUUAUAAUGCAUCAUAAAUAUAUCUAUAAUGCGUUAUAGAGAUAGGCGUCAAGUAAAGUGUUAGCAAAGUUAUUUCUAUAUUUAAAUCUGAGUUGGUGAUGGACAAAGCAAUUCACUAUACAUUGCGCGUUCCCUAGCAAAGUUUGUGUCCUGACCUGAGCCAGGUGUUGGGAAAAAUUUCCAUGACUGAUUUUGUUGUAAAGAGGUCCAACCUUUCAGUUGUCAGCUGCAGUUUGUUCAUCUUUUUGUGUCUCCAGAUGAAACCAGAGUGUCCCAAACUGUUGAGUGUCAGUGAUGGCUUUUCAGAAGAAGCUUUUAGACUUGUGAGCUGUGACUUCCUGUUUUCUUCUCCUGACUCCCCGCUGAGUUCCUGCUUCAAGGUGGUGAGUACAAGGAUACUCCUAUCCUAGAUUAGGAAACAUGAACUGAUACACAGACCUCAGCACUGACAGAUACAGUUUAUCAUGUGCUGAUUUAAAGGGGUGUGAAAUAAAAACUUGAGAUGAAGUAAUCUGACUUCAUGUUAACUCUCAAGUAAAGAAUUUCCCUUCAUGGAUAAAUUAAGUUCUUCUUAUCUCAUCUUAUCUUAACUUAUCUUACGAUGAGGAACAAUCACAUAUGGUCAAAUCUAGUCCUCAUGCAUUUGUGAAUUCACGCCACAUCAAGGAAAUCUGGCCGACACAAUAUACUGUAGCUCUUUGUUGUGUUGUGGAAAUCCUUUGGCAUAAAAGUGCAUAUUUUUCUGUGAACAUAAAAUGUAGAAAAACCUCCUUAAGCUUGUUGGAAAUCAAAAUGUUGCGAUCAAACUGCUGCGUGACAGAAGCGUGAAAUGUAACACGCCAUAAAAAGGAAAUUAAAGUAAUAACAUGAUAUGUGCGUGACGAAUUGAAUGUGUUUUCUCAGCAGGCUCUAACGCCGAGAUCCUUGUAGUUGUGUGAGCCUUAUGUUCACAGUGUGUGUGUGUGUGUGUGUGUCUAUGUGUGUGUCUGCAGGUGAGUCCCAGUCAGUUCUUGUCUGUGUGUGAGACGAGCUCCUCCAGGGCCCCCUGCAGAUUAGCAUCUGCUUUUGUUCAUCUCUGUCAGCAGAACUACAUACCUCUGGAGGUGCCUGCGCAGUGCUGUAAGUUUCACCAUUACACAACCAAGAUGUGCAUGAUUAGACGCAUAUUGUGUUCAAUCUCUGAUACUGAUGCGGCAGGUGUUUUCAAUUUAUAAGUGCAAUAAACGCAAUGCAUAUUCUAUCUUUUCUUGUUUCAGUGAAAGUUUGAAGAGAAGACGGCGAGCGAAUGAAGAGCAACAUUGGUGAUUUAUGACCUCUGUUGGCUGCUGGGACAAAAUUUACACUUUUAUACCACUGUUUGUGUUGAUAUUCUUUAUUUUGUGUUAUAUUCUUUGCUCUUUUGUGUCAUUUUUCAGUAUUAUUCUUUCUAUAAUAUACACUUUGCUCUACAGAUACUGUGUCAAUCAUGUGAAUGUGAACAAACUAAGGAGAGCAGUUUAAAAACGAUCAAGUGGCCUCAUCUGUGUAUUUUUAUGAUGUUUAGUGCAAACACUGAACUUUUUUUUACUAACAAAUAUAUCAAGAUGUCUUUAUCUAAUGCAUUCAUCAUUGUGUUGUUAAACAGCUGGGUUUCUCACAACUACUCUUUAAUUAAUAGGUCCCUUUAAAGAUGGGUAUGUAGUUCUUUAUCUUAGACUUCUGUCUCUGCGUGAUACACUCAGAGAUCCAGACGAUGUUGCGACUCUCCUGCUCCUUUAGUUUGAUGUAGGAGUAAAAUACUCCAAAGUGGAACUGCUGCAGGAAAGCAAGAGUGUUCAGCUUCACCUGGAACAGAUCAAUUGGGAAAGACAAAUAAGUGCAAGUGAGAUUUUCAUAUUUUAAUUUGCGUUAAGCUUUGGCUUGGGGCAAAUGUGUAACUUCAUCCAAGUAUUUUUACUGUAUGAAAAAUUCAACAUCAUUCUGAAGACCUUCCCAGUUCAUAGGACACUCUUACCACAUGAUAUUAAAAUCACAUUACCUCCUGUUCAAAGAAUCUGUCCUCCAGGGUCUUGAAAUCUGAGCCAGGCUCGGGGUCUUCAAAAACAACUUUAUACUCCUGCAGGGAUAUUAAGGUUGAAGUUCACCAUAUGUCUGAUUAAAAUAAGCUUCCCCAGUUUUCUCUAAGUCCUGAGGGUUUGACUCACAGAGUAGCAGUCAGCGACAGCUUUGACCUGCUCGUGGUCUUCUGCUUUGGCCAGCAGCUGCAGUCCUUCAGGGUGAAGUUUGCCACAGGAUGGAUACAAAGCGCUCCUGUCCGCUCCGCUAAGGUCUGUCCCAAAGGAGUUCACAGUGAUGAUGAAGGCCCGCCUGUCAGCUUCAAACUUCACACAAACAAACACACACACGCGUAGAUUCACUAUAUUGUGCAACGUUUAUAACAUGUUGAAAAACUGCAUGAAUUUAGCCAAUGCUGUCCAAACUGUGUCCGCACCUCUAAGACAGGACACAUGAUGUCUUUCGUAGCUCCACCGAGGUUCUUGCAAAAAGAGUGGAAAGACUCUAAAUAGGCCUUUGAAACAAAACCAAGACGUAAAUACAGGAUAGCAAAAUGACUGAAAACCUGACCCUGACUAAAGAUGACAAUUGAAACCUUCAUUACAUUGUUUCACUGAUGCCUUUGACUGUGACAUUGUAGUUAGCUUUACAGUUGUUUAGAGACUGGUACAUCUUUAUCUCAUACAAAACAACAUUAUGGAAAACAAAACACAUGCAUCUACUAGUCACCUUGUAAAGUUUGUUCCUGAGGAUCUCAACUUCCAUUUCAUCGAGGUUGGUCUCAGACACAGCAUCCUGGAAAAACGGAGCUACAACACAGCAGCAUCACCAGUCUGUGAUUUACAAAUCUUAAACCAAUCUAAUCAAUACCUUCAGUAUGGAUGAUAAAGUCAUUAGAAAAUGAUAACACUCAAAACAUCAACACUUUACAAACACUAGCUGAUGUUACAGGGUACGAUUGGCUGAAUAAUAGCGUUUUCAUUGCAUGUAAUUUUGAUGGUCAAUAAUUCAAUCAAUCAAUAUAGUGACAAUUCACAACAAACUUGAUCUCAGUCAUAUUUUACAGAAGCAGCAGAUUUAGACCACAGUCUUUUAUUCAGUCGUUUAAAGACCCAAUACAAAGAUAAGACUGAGUCAGCGCUCUGAUAACGCCAGACCCACUCCUAUCUCAGCUUUCUACCAUGAGAUAAACACUUUGAAGCAUUUAUUAAGUUACAGUGGUAUGAAAAAACUUCCUUUAAACAGGCUGAAACCUUGAGCAGAACCAGAUUGUUGGUAGAUGGUUGCCUGCUGUGUUAGAGUUGGAAAAGGGAAAGAGGGAAGUACAUAAAAAGCGAGAUGGUGAUGGAAUGAGACAAACAACGAACUAUUCAUCCUUUUCUAUCCACUCACAUUCAUACACUGCUGAGCACAGCCACCUGGGACCGUUUUGUGGAGCAUCUUACCCAAGGGCACUUUGGCAUGUGAAAAACCUAUAGGAUCAACCCCUCCGAUUCAGGGAUUACUGACUCUACCUCUGGUCCAAAGCUGCUCCUAAAUUUUUAAGCAACCAUGCGAUCAAUCAGCUUGAGCUGAGAGCAACUAAUGUGUUGAACUUUGACACUUUAGUUUGUGCCACUGACCAGUGAAAACUGUCUCUAUGUGCUGGUAAACAGAGCCACAGUUGAAAAUAGAACAACUUGUCUUAACUAUGUUUGUUGUUAACAAAAUCUGUAGCACACAAGUUAGAGGGUUGGCCACUUCCAUUAACUCCUUGCUCAAAUUGUGAGCAACAAGGAGGAAAAACACCAGAUGAUGUGAUGAGGGCUAAAGGGAAACUAUGACUGUUUAACCCGGCAGCCUGACAUGCUCAGUAUUUAGCUAGCCAAUUCCCCAGUAAUAGUUGUAACCACAUUAAUGAGUGAAGUCCAUUUGAAUGACACCUCUGUUGAUUUACAAAAUGAUGGAAAUGAUUGUUUUCUUAAAGCUCCAAGGCAUACAGUGCAUCCGGAAAGUAUUCAUACCACCUCGCUUUUUCCACAUUUUGUUAUGUUACAGCCUUAUUCCAAAAUGGAUUAAAUUCCUUUUUCCCCUCAAAUAUUCUACACAAAAUACCCCAUAAUGACAAAGCGAAAAACUUUUUAUAUAACAUUUUGCAAAGUUAUUAAAAAUAAGAGUUGUGUGAUUCCAAACGUAGCACAUGGAGACCACUGUGCUUUCUGGGAUCUUCAACGCAGCAGAUAUUUUUCUGUAACCUUCACCAGAUCUGUGCGCCGAUACAACCCUGUUUCGGAGGUCUACACACAAUUCUUUUGACUUCAUGGCUUGGUUUAUGCUCUGACCUGUUCUGUCAGCUGUGGGAUCUUAUAUAGACAGGUGUGGCUUUCCAAAUCCUGUCCAAUCAGCUGAAUUUGCCACAGGUGGACUGCAAUCAAGUUGGAGGAACAUUUCAAGGCUGAUCAGUGGAAACAGGAUGCAACUGAGCUCAAUUUUGAGUUUUAUAGCAAAGGGUGUGAAUACUUAUGUAUAUGCAACAUUUGAGUGUCUUAUUUUUAAUAAAUUUGCAAAAUGUUCUAAAAAAAAGUUUUUUGCUUUGUCAUUAUGGGGUAUUUUGUGUAGAAUUUUUGAGGGGAAAAAGGAAUUGAAUCCAUUUUGGAAUAAGGCUGUAACAUAACAAAAUGUGGAAAAAGUGAAGUGGUAUGAAUACUUCACUGAUGCACUGUAUGUGCUGCUGACCCACUGACUUCCAGACGUGGUAAAAUGAACACUACAGUGGAUGAUUAGUAGUCAUGUGAUCAUUUUGGUCUGAUACAGUUUGAUGACACACUUCCUUUUUUGUUUGAUUUGCGUUACAUAUCCAUGCUAGAUUUAAAAUGGUUAGCCUUGUUUACUUCUAGACACCAAUAGUUCCAUGCUGCUGUUGCUUUGCUUUUGUGCUCUUUUGAAUUAUCUUUUGAAACUCAAGGGCUUUACUGACAACCCUUUUGAACAUGAAGGCAUCACAAGCAUAUUGAAGAGCAGUCAAGUUGUUGUUGUCUUGUUUUUCCCUGUCUUGUACAGGUUGAACUAGAGGUGAACAACUGAACAUCUCUGAACACAUAGAUUUACCCAGUGGUGUGUCCACCAGGAUGGCGGAGUACAGCUCUGUUGGGGUUCGAGCGAUUCCAA